Messenger RNA from Symbiodinium sp. CCMP2456, 2238 nucleotides. The record is from the annotation of a GenBank genome assembly. NCBI's taxonomy places the organism in Eukaryota, Dinophyceae, Suessiales, Symbiodiniaceae.
AUGGCUGGGAUCCUGAUCCUGAUUUCCGCUCGUCUGGCAAAGGCGGAGCAAAUCUACUACAGAGCCCACCACGCGGGACGGCUGCUCCACGCUCGGAUACCACAUGGACACACACACACACAUGUUGACAUCCUGAGUGCCUAUCAGUACGCUGUGAACGCCCAUGAAGCUACCCCCGAACGAAGGCAGAGAUUCUUGGUCAAACUGCAAAGCUGCUUGGCCCACCUACCUCGCCGCAACGCCCUCGUUCUGGGAGGCGACUUCGAUUGUCCGUGUGUACCCUACAAACACGUAUGUGGACAGGUUGUUACACGACACAACGACCUGCACUACGUCGACAGCCAGGAUCACCAAAACGUGUGGAGAACGCUCCACCUGACAGCCUUGAACACAUGGCAGCAACCCACGCACGGUCAGGUGGCUACCUUUGUAAUGGGAGAGCACGAAGGGGCCCCGAGCUCACAGAUUGACUUUGUCUUUGUUCCAGCACAGCAUGCCACAACCCGAUCAAAGCAGGCCAGUGCUCUCGUGGACUACCCGGUCGCGGCUUGGAGAGGCGGACCCAGGCACUAUCCGAUCUUGGCGGACAUACCUGCCCCGGUGAUAGCUCAAAUCGACCGAGAACAGAUGAUUCAAGACCUCAGGUCCCCUACUCCGACGACAGCACUGCACGGCUUUCGACAAGAAGUCCAGGCCCAACUUCCUGCACAAGUGGACCAUCUGAAUGACAUUUUCCUGCAGGCCGCCCAGAAGCACUUUCCAUUGAAGAAGACCACGAAGGCGACCAGCCAGUCUGAAGAGCUGGCCAAUUGUGCGCGGAACAUGUGGGGACUGUUCAGGAGCCUGCGCGCUCAUCGCUACGGAAUGCCGGGCAUUAUCAAUGCCUGGAGGCAAUGGACCGAGUUCUGCAGAGCCCAUAGACUGCAUAAAACCCGCUCCAAACAACGUUCCAAGCAGAGAAAACAGGAUCUUUUACAACAGGCCCAAGCAGCAGCCACCCAGGGCAAUGUACACAAGACGUGGAAGAUCAUUCGCCAGCUCGCCCCGAAGGCACGUAAAAAGCGCCUUCAACUCCACAAGGAUGGUCACAUGAUCUCCCCGGAUGAAGAGCUGGAUUGGAUUCUCACGGCGUAUGGGGAGCGCUAUGCCACAGACCCCAGCAAGGAGCCUAUCACCUUUGAGUUCCCGGCACAUUCAGGAGUGUUCCUCGACCCGCAGGAAUUGCAGUGGCACCUGGAGCACCUCAAUCCUCGAAAGGCCGUUCCUAAGGGUACUGCUCCAGCCAUUGCUUGGCGCAUUUGCUCAGACUUGGUGGCUGCUCCUGUUGUACAAGCCUUCAAUGCCUGGCAGGGCAAAGAGCCUAUUGUCCUGCAGCGCUGGGCCGAUGCAGAUGUCGCGCUGCUGCCAAAAGCACACGGCCGGUCGAAUAGCCCACUAGAUUGGAGACCGAUAGGGGUACAAGACCCGCUAGGCAAAUGCCUCAUGUCCACGAUCGUCAAGCAAACCAAGCAAACCAAGCUGGCCAUCCACGACCUCAUCGUCAGGUAUACCCUCAAUGUCUUCGCCCGCUGUCACGAAGUCCGUGAACAUUGCUCCAAGGCCCGCAUCACAAUACAUCAACAACAUGAAGGCGAGAUCAAAGUAAAGUGCCACGGCGGACUGCAGAUCAGCCUCGACUUGUCGGCCGCUUUCGACCUCGUCGAAUGGAGCCACCUCAAACAGGCCCUCGACCUCGCACAAGUUGACAUUGCGGUUCAAGAGAUAAUGCUCACCUGGCUGACACAGGUCCUCUAUCUCUUCCGACAUCGUCACCUGCAAGGCUCCAUUAAGCCCCGAAGAGGCCUUCGGCAGGGAUGCAGUGCCUCACCCAUUUUGUGGGCUGCCUUCACGUCUCUGCUAUGUGUCAGCAUAGAGGCCAGAACCAGGCCCGAAUGGACUCGGCAGCACCUCUGCUUGUACGCCGAUGACUCACAUCUCAGAUUGCGCUUUGACUCCUACGAAGGUUUUGAGACUGCCAUGGGGGAGGUCAGAAUAGUCUUCGCAUGCUUCAGGCUGUUCCAUCUCAAGAUCAGCAUGGAAAAGAGCAAGGCCAUCCUCAAGCUUGUGGGAACCUUAAAGGAUCGAGUCAAGAAGGAGUAUGUUCGUAAACAUCCCACUACGAAAAGGUUGCUCCUCAGCCCCGCGAGCCAGAGCAAUGGCUCUCCUUGGUCCCGCGCACAGAAUACCUUGGCUUGGUGA